AGUAAGUGAGCUGCACCGCCAACAAGCUCUCUCACACACACACGCGCGCGCACACACACGCGCGCACACACUGGGUCGCCAGGCAGCGGCCGUCGCCGCAUCCCCGGCUGCAGCUCCAGGCAAAGUGACAGAGGACGGUGCUGUGAGUUUGAGGAAGAGGCCAUCACCGGCAGUGGAUCCAGGGCCGCCUGGUCUUGAAUAUAAUCAUGGCCAAACCUUACGAAUUUAACUGGCAGAAGGAAGUUCCUUCCUUUUUGCAAGAAGGAGCGGUUUUUGACAGAUAUGAAGAGGAGUCCUUCGUGUUUGAGCCCAACUGCCUCUUCAAAGUGGAUGAAUUUGGCUUUUUUCUGACCUGGAAAAGUGAAGGCAAGGAAGGGCAGGUACUAGAAUGUUCCCUCAUCAACAGCAUUCGGCUGGGAGCCAUACCAAAGGAUCCCAAAAUCUUGGCUGCUCUUGAAGCGGUUGGAAAAUCAGAGAAUGAUCUGGAAGGGCGGAUAGUUUGUGUCUGCAGCGGUACAGACCUGGUGAACAUCAGCUUCACCUACCUGGUGGCCGAAAAUCCAGAAGUAACCAAGCCAUGGGUAGAAGGCCUGAGAUCCAUCAUACACAACUUCAGGGCCAACAACGUCAGUCCCAUGACCUGCCUGAAGAAACACUGGAUGAAACUGGCGUUUAUGACGAACACAAAUGGUAAAAUCCCAGUUAGAAGUAUUACCAGAACUUUCGCAUCAGGGAAAACAGAAAAGGUGAUCUUUCAAGCGCUGAAGGAAUUGGGUCUUCCCAGUGGAAAGAAUGAUGAAAUCGAGCCCGCGGCAUUUACUUACGACAAGUUCUAUGAACUGACACAGAAGAUUUGUCCUCGGACAGAUAUAGAAGAUCUUUAUAAAAAAAUCAAUGGAGACAAAACUGAUUAUUUAACGGUAGACCAAUUAGUGAGCUUUCUAAAUGAACAUCAGCGAGAUCCUCGACUGAAUGAAAUUUUAUUCCCCUUCUAUGAUGCUAAAAGAGCAAUGCAGAUCAUCGAAAUGUAUGAACCUGAUGAAGAUUUGAAGACAAAAGGCCUCAUGUCAAGUGAUGGGUUUUGCAGAUACCUGAUGUCAGAUGAAAAUGCCCCAGUCUUCCUAGAUCGCUUAGAACUUUACCAAGAAAUGGACCACCCUCUGGCCCACUACUUCAUCAGUUCUUCCCACAACACCUAUCUCACUGGCCGACAGUUCGGAGGGAAGUCUUCGGUAGAAAUGUACAGGCAGAUUCUUCUGGCAGGUUGCAGAUGUGUUGAACUUGACUGUUGGGAUGGAAAAGGUGAAGACCAAGAACCAAUAAUAACUCACGGAAAAGCAAUGUGUACAGAUAUCCUUUUUAAGGAUGUAAUUCAAGCCAUCAAGGAAACUGCGUUUGUCACAUCAGAAUAUCCUGUAAUUCUCUCCUUUGAAAAUCACUGCAGCAAAUAUCAACAGUACAAAAUGUCCAAAUAUUGUGAAGAUCUAUUUGGGGAUCUCCUGUUGAAACAAGCACUUGAAUCGCAUCCACUCGAACCAGGCAGGCCUUUGCCAUCCCCCAAUGACCUCAAAAGAAAAAUACUGAUCAAAAAUAAGCGGCUGAAGCCUGAAGUUGAAAAAAAACAGCUUGAAGCUCUGAGAAGCAUGAUGGAAGCUGGGGAAUCCACUGCCCCCGCUAAUAUCUUAGAGGACGACAAUGAAGAGGAGAUCGAAUGUGCUGACCAAGAGGAGGAAGCUCAUCCUGAAUUCAAAUUUGGAAAUGAACUUUCUGCCGAUGACUUGGGUCACAAGGAAGCUGUUGCAAAUAGCGUCAAGAAGGCCUCAGAUGACCUUGAACAUGAAAACAACAAAAAGGGCCUGGUCACAGUAGAAGAUGAGCAGGCGUGGAUGGCAUCUUAUAAAUAUGUGGGUGCUACCACUAACAUUCACCCGUAUUUGUCCGCAAUGAUCAACUAUGCCCAGCCUGUCAAGUUUCAAGGUUUCCAUGUAGCCGAAGAACGCAAUAUUCAUUAUAACAUGUCUUCUUUUAAUGAAUCAGUUGGUCUUGGCUACCUGAAGACACAUGCAAUUGAGUUUGUAAAUUACAACAAACGGCAAAUGAGUCGCAUUUACCCCAAGGGAGGCCGAGUCGAUUCCAGUAAUUACAUGCCUCAGAUUUUCUGGAACGCUGGCUGCCAGAUGGUUUCACUGAACUAUCAAACCCCAGAUUUAGCGAUGCAAUUGAAUCAGGGAAAAUUUGAGUAUAAUGGAUCGUGCGGGUACCUUCUCAAACCAGAUUUCAUGAGGAGGCCUGAUCGAACGUUCGAUCCCUUUUCGGAAACCCCUGUUGAUGGGGUCAUCGCAGCCCACUGUUCAGUGCAGGUCAUAUCGGGUCAAUUCUUAUCAGAUAAGAAAAUUGGCACCUAUGUAGAAGUGGAUAUGUACGGGUUGCCCACCGACACCAUACGUAAGGAAUUCCGGACACGCAUGGUUAUGAACAAUGGACUCAACCCAGUGUACAACGAAGAAGCAUUCGUAUUUCGGAAGGUGAUCCUGCCAGACCUGGCCGUCUUGAGAAUAGCCGUGUACGAUGAUAACAACAAGCUGAUUGGACAGAGGAUCCUCCCUCUAGACGGCCUCCAAGCAGGAUAUCGACACAUUUCCCUGCGAAAUGAGGGAAAUAAACCAUUAUCACUGCCAACCAUUUUCUGCAAUAUUGUUCUUAAAACAUAUGUGCCUGAUGGAUUUGGAGAUAUCGUGGAUGCUUUAUCAGAUCCAAAGAAAUUUCUUUCAAUUACGGAAAAGAGAGCAGACCAAAUGCGGGCCAUGGGCAUUGAGACUAGUGACAUAGCCGAUGUGCCCAGUGACACUUCCAAGAACGACAAGAAAGGAAAAGCCAACACUGCCAAAGCCAGCGUGACCCCUCAGAGCAGCUCCGAGCUCAGACCGACCACCACAGCCGCCCUGGCUUCUGGUGUGGAAGCCAGGAAAGGUAUUGAACUUAUCCCUCAAGUGAGGAUAGAAGAUUUAAAGCAGAUGAAGGCUUACUUGAAACAUUUAAAGAAACAACAGAAGGAGCUAAAUUCUUUAAAGAAGAAGCAUGCAAAGGAGCACAGUACCAUGCAGAAGUUACACUGCACGCAGGUUGACAAGAUCGUGGCACAAUACGACAAAGAGAAGUCGACGCACGAGAAAAUCCUAGAAAAGGCAAUGAAGAAGAAAGGGGGAAGUAAUUGCCUUGAAAUGAAAAAAGAAACAGAAAUUAAAAUUCAGACACUGACCUCAGACCACAAAUCUAAGGUCAAAGAGAUUGUGGCACAGCACACAAAGGAAUGGUCAGAAAUGAUCAACACCCACAGCGCCGAGGAGCAGGAGAUCCGGGAUCUGCACCUCAGCCAGCAGUGCGAGCUGCUCAGGAAGCUGCUCAUCAGUGCGCAUGAGCAGCAGACCCAGCAGCUGAAGCUGUCGCACGACAGGGAAAGCAAGGAAAUGCGAGCACACCAGGCAAAGAUUUCUAUGGAAAACAGCAAAGCCAUCAGCCAAGAUAAAUCUAUCAAGAACAAAGCAGAACGGGAGAGGCGAGUCAGGGAGUUAAACAGCAGCAAUACUAAAAAGUUUCUGGAAGAAAGAAAGAGACUCGCGAUGAAGCAGUCCAAAGAAAUGGAUCAGUUGAAAAAAGUCCAGCUUGAACACCUAGAAUUUCUAGAGAAACAGAAUGAGCAGGCGAAGGAGAUGCAGCAGAUGGUGAAAUUGGAAGCCGAGAUGGACCGCAGACCAGCAACAGUAGUAUGAAACUCCAAAAUGCAAACUGAAGCAGCAAAACCACAAAGCGUCAAAAGAUCACUCCAAACUUCUGAACACAAACACCAUGGACAAAAGCUCUUUCCUUUUGCGUUUCCUUUACGUGUACACAAGAUGACACCUGAAGCCACAGAGACUUGGAAUGACUUACACGCUUCUGUCUUUAACAGUUGGAGGAUUAAAGUUCCCUGGCCAAACAAAAGUAGCUACAGAUCCACAAAAAUUGACUAUUCCAGUUGGGCAGAGUUUAAUCAUUGAUAACAUAACUUAAACAUGUUUUAUAUAAAAUACCAUCACAAGUAAAUGAGCUUGGUGUUGACAGCUUAGCUUUGUGAUGCAUUGGGACAUGUUUGAGCUACAGCAAAACAAAACAAAACGGUGCAUUAGCAAUUUCACAGCAAGAGCAUGCACUAGGAAAAAAACUCUGUCUACACAUUAAUUAGCCGGAGUGGUGGUCUGCAAAUCUUUCUAUAUCUCAGUUACCUCAUCAGUAAGUGCCAUGUCUCGACCAUGCCAUAAGAAGCUAAUUUUCUUUAAACGUUGUGGAAAUUUAGAACAAUAGAAAAAUAGAGCAGUGUGCCUGUGCCAAAACUUAUUAAUAUCCAGGGGGGGACUCUGUUAGGCACGUUUAAGAAAGUCUAAACCUGACAUUGCUUUCUAGGAAUGACUUCUGCAGAUUCCAGAUAAUACAAUUCACUAUUAACACCAUAAAGGUUGUGAAGUGGUUACUGGCAAAUGUCUGUAAAUGUGACCAUGUAUAAAGUAUUUAUACUCCUUAAUGCACAUUGUCACAAAGCAAAAUCAAUCUAAGUAUUGCCACGUGACAAGAUUAGUAAACAGGAAUACUAGAACUAUGUUUGCAUGUUACACAAGCACCAAUUAAGGCUAAUCCACACAGACACAGUUAACCUAAGGCCAAAUAAAUACUGGUUACAUAAACAUAUGGCACAGACUAUAAUUUGACUAUCAAGACUUUUAGCAUAAUGAAAAAGUCUCUCUAUAUAUAUGUGUAUACGAAUUAUGUGGGCAUUCUUGAUACUUCAAGUUCUAGUUUGAAAAAGAAAUACAUAACUAAUUUAAUUUUACACAAAAAUAUAUAUGCAGAUUUUCAGAAUUUCAUAUCAGGAAAUGACCUUUUUAUGUCUGUUAAAUAUCAAAACAAUUUGCUACAGUGUUAAUCUGCAUGGUCUUUAAGCCUGCUGUAGUUGUGUCGCAGACAGUGCAUGAAAAAGUAUUCCGCAGGGAACUGAGCCACGCCACCAAAGCCGAGAGGACCGCGGAAACCCGGUAGUCUAGAACUAAUCAGAUUACUGAUUUUAGGACACAGCACCAACUGACUUGUGUAUAUGCUUGUACAAAUUGAUUCUGUACGUUCCUCUGAACAAACCAGAGAAAAUUAUGAUACCAUCAAUAUUGAAAUUAAACUUCCAACUUCUCUAAUAAAAAAUUAAAACACACGUAACGUUUGUCAGAGUGUCUUCUCCCAAGAUGCUUUCUAAUAAACAUUUGGCCUAUUUUUCACAUAAAUGAUCCUAUCAUUAUUUCCAAAGGAAAGGAGGCUUUUUCAAGCCCCCAAAAUAUUUUUCCCCCAAGGGACAGAAAACAUGCCGAGUCUCGUUGAUUUCCAGGUAUAACGUACUUGUUUUUCCUCUUACUCAUGUUUAUGAUCUGACAUGGAUUCUGUGACAUCUCUUUGCUUCCUAGUUCCCUUAUCUGUAAAAGAUGGGAUUAGACUACAUAUGUUUCAGCAUUAACAUCUCAAGACAAAUUAUAGUUAAUAAAAUAUCACCACACUCGGAUCGCCAGUUUUCAAA
Molecule: messenger RNA, 5593 nt
Organism: Otolemur garnettii (small-eared galago)
Lineage: Eukaryota; Metazoa; Chordata; Mammalia; Primates; Galagidae
Gene: PLCB4
Product: phospholipase C beta 4
Exons: 38
Coding region: 207-3770 (1187 amino acids)
Biological process (GO): lipid metabolic process; phosphatidylinositol-mediated signaling
Molecular function (GO): calcium ion binding; phosphatidylinositol-4,5-bisphosphate phospholipase C activity
Source: RefSeq, a predicted model, not a curated record